GCCCGCCGUCUCCCCCUCCCGCCGGGCCCCGGGCCCGCGCCAUGGCCGCCUCGCCGGGCUCCGGCAGCGCCAACCCGCGGAAGUUCAGUGAGAAGAUCGCGCUGCACACGCAGCGGCAGGCGGAGGAGACGCGGGCCUUCGAGCAGCUCAUGACCGACCUCACCCUGUCGCGGGUCCAAUUUCAGAAGCUUCAGCAGCUCCGCCUUACGCAGUACCACGGAGGAUCCUUACCAAACGUGAGCCAGCUGCGGAGCAGUGUGCCAGAGUUCCAGCCGUCCCUGCACCAGGCUGAUAGCGCACGGGGGACCCGCCACCAUGGGCUGGUGGAGAGGCCGGCCAGGACCCGCUUCCACGCGCUCCACCGACGGUCUGGGGACAAGCCGGGACGACAAUUUGAUGGUAGUACUUUCGGAGCCAGUUACUCCUCACAGCCUCUGGAUGAGAGUUGGCCAAGGCAGCAGCAUCCUUGGAAAGAAGAAAAGCACCCUGGGUUCAGGCUGACAUCUGCACUUAACAGGACCAAUUCUGAUUCCGCCCUUCACACGAGUGCCCUGAGCGCCAAGCCCCAGGACCCCUAUGGAGGAGGGGGCCAGUCGGCCUGGCCUGCCCCAUACAUGGGUUUCUGUGAUGGUGAGAACGACGUACACGGGGAAGUGCUGUCUUUCCCUGGCCCGCUGAAAGAAGAGAAUCUGCUAAAUGUUCCCAAGCCUCUGCCAAAACAGCUGUGGGAGGCCAAGGAGAUUCAGUCCCUGUCAGGGCGCCCUCGGUCCUGUGAUGUUGGAAGCGGCGGUGCUUUUCCACACAACGGCCAAAACAUAGGCCUCUCCCCUUUCCUGGGGACCCUGAAUACCGGGGGGUCGCUGCCAGACCUAACCAACCUCCACUAUUCCGCGCCCCUGCCGGCCUCACUGGACACCAGUGACCACAUCUUUGGUAGUAUGAGUGUGGGGAACAGUGUGGGCAACCUGCCAGCCGCCAUGACUCACCUGGGCAUAAGAAGCUCUUCCGGCCUCCAGAGCUCUCGGAGCAACCCCUCCAUCCAGGCCGCGCUCAGCAAGACUGCACUUUCGUCCUCCCCGAACAGCCACCCACAGACACCCGCGCCCAGCGCCUCUGCCCUUCACCCUUCCCUCCGGCUCUUUUCCCUCAGCAACCCGUCUCUCUCCACCACGGCCCUGAGCGGCCCCUCUCGGCGGCGGCAGCCCCCGGUCAGCCCCCUCACGCUGUCCCCCGGCCCCGAAGCGCAUCAGGGUUUCAGCAGACAGCUGUCGGCCACCAGCCCGCUGAACCCCUAUCCCGCCGCCCAGAUGGUGUCCUCGGAUCGAAGCCCGCUCUCCUUCCUGCCCACAGACGCUCAAACCCAGGUGUCCCCGCCACCCCCUUACCCCACCCCCCAGGAUCUCCCCCAGCCCCUCCUGCAGCAGCCCCAUGCCCAGGAGCCCCCCGCUCAGCAGCCGCAGGUGGCCUCAUCCCUGCCUCCUUCUGGCUUCCAGCUCCUCUCCGCCCAGGGCUCACCUGUGACCAACUUCUUCCCGGAUGUGAGCUUUGACCAGCAGUCCAUGAGGCCAGGCCCGGCCUUUCCUCAACAGGUGCCCCUGGUGGAACAAGGUCCGCGAGAACAGGACGCGUUUCACUUGAGAUCAAACCUGUAUUCCAACUGCGGGAAUUUCCCAAGCACCAUCCUGACAGAAGACUCGAGUACCAGCCUGUUCAAAGACCUCAGCAGUGCGCUGGCGGGCAUGCCCGAGGCCAGCCUGCACACGGACACUCCAUUUCCUCUGGAAGAAGAGCUCCAGAUCGAACCCCUGAGCCUGGACGGACUCAACAUGCUAAGUGACUCCAGCAUGGGCCUGCUCGACCCCUCUGUUGAAGAGACGUUUCGGGCUGACCGACUGUGAACAGAACAGACCAGGACCAGAAUUCUUUUCUGAAGGCGCCGAAAUAGGACGGCACGGAAUGGAGCCAGCUACCCCCCCUGCCCACCGGGCUUGAGUCAUCUCGGGCCUCUGACACAGCAGGAGCCAACGCCAUGACUCCUGGCUUUGCGACGAGGUCCCGUCUCCUACGCCGUGGCUGAUUCUAGACCAGAGAGCCAUGCACGGCCUCACCGGCCUGCGGCGAGGGUUAUGCUCUGCAGGCCGGCUGACCUGACCGGGAGCCUCCCAACGACUCGGUCAUCACCGUGCCCGGUGCGUCUUUUUCUCGGCCCUCUAGUCGGUCCAUGUGUACAAGCAGAAAAGAACCCUGUGAUGGGGGCGGCAGUCGCCUGGUGCUGUGCCCAGAACCACUGAUGUCAGUCAACACUGAAGAUCGGGCCCGGAGCGGAGGCGGUUGGGGGCCACGGGCCUCCGGGAGCUGGCUCAGCCACGAGCAACGGUACCACAGCACCGCGAGGCCGCCUCCGCCCUCGCGCUUCCGGCCGGGCACCCGCCAGCUGGUGGCGGGCGGUCCUGGGGCACGGCAGACGGCCGUGAUCUCGGAGAUGCCUUAAUUCCAAUAUGAAGAAACCUUCCCACGAUUUCAAGCACAGACCCGAGUUUCGCAAACUGAAUGCUCAUUUGUCUUCUCCAAGUAUGUAAUCUCCUUUCUGCUGCUUUGGGACACUCUUCCUGUGGACGAGGGGGGAAAGGGAGGACUAUUUUAUUCAGUCACUGAAAACAAACAAAAGUCCCCUGGUAACAGAUGAGCCCGAAAAGAGGAAAGUGCUUCCUCUUGACGGCUGGGGCGGAAAGCACGGAGGGCAAGACACACGAUGUCUUCCAGAUGAGCUCCAGACAGGUGCCGGCCUCCCCCUCUGCAGUCGGCUGGGAGGGGGUGGCGGGAGGUCUGAGCAGCAAGGUGGGGGGUGGGGGGCUUUCCCUGUGCCAUGGGAGUGUGAAUGUAACCCCGCUAGGCUGAUAGGCUGUAAG
Messenger RNA from Lynx canadensis (Canada lynx), 2909 nucleotides. It is a transcript of the gene CRTC3, whose product is annotated as CREB regulated transcription coactivator 3. Gene Ontology annotation, biological process: positive regulation of transcription by RNA polymerase II; protein homotetramerization. Gene Ontology annotation, molecular function: cAMP response element binding protein binding. Gene Ontology annotation, cellular component: nucleus; cytoplasm. Lineage: Eukaryota; Metazoa; Chordata; Mammalia; Carnivora; Felidae. The record is from RefSeq and is a predicted model, not a curated record. The coding region runs from base 42 to 1898 and encodes 618 amino acids. The transcript is spliced from 15 exons.